AUGAUCGUUGGCGCCGUUCUCUCCCUCCUCGCCCUUGCCUCAUCCGCUACCGCUGUCGCCGUCACUGGCUGCUCCUGUAACGGUUACUCGUACACCUUCACCACCCAGGCUGGCGUCAAGACUACCAAUAGCGUUCUGUAUCGUAAGGACGGCUUCCAAGACAUUGCGUCCACCAAUCCUGAUGGUUGGUGCUUUGCCGGCGGUGUCAUGACUGCGCGUGACCAGGCGCGUAUUACAUCUGCAAUCGAGUCUGGAAUCGGUACCGACUACGUCAACUCGACAUGGGCUCUGUACGAGUGCCAACAGCUUUCGUAUACCACCACUGUCGCCUGUGCCAACGCCAUCAUCUCCAUCUUCACCAAGGCCCUCAUCGGUGCCGACGGCAGCAAGACCACAUAUAUCACUCAGGGGUGUAACUACCCAACCUCCAACUUCAAUGUUCUGGACUGCUCUUGUGGCUUUGCGUGCAACGACGGUUACGUUCUUUGUGGCACCAACAACUGUAUUGACCCGACUACCACCGCGUGCCAGUCUGGUUCUCCCGUCCCGCUCAGGAAGCGUCGUGGCCUCGAGUGCUCGUUUGGCCAGACCAAGUGCAACAACAAGUGGGGUAGCGGCUGGGAGUGUCUCGACACCAUGAGCAAUCUCGAGGCCUGCGGUGGCUGCCCCGGUGACGUUGACAGCCUCGACUGCUCGGCCAUUCCCGGUGUCUCGUCCGUCCAGUGCGUUUCCGGCCAGUGUGUCAUCGCCAAUUGUGACAACUAUCACCACCUCGUUGGCGACACAUGUAUCCCCAAGACUGCAUCUCAACAGGCCUUUGGCCUGUGGUAG
Messenger RNA from Apiotrichum porosum, 831 nucleotides. RefSeq lists its product as uncharacterized. The record is from RefSeq and is a predicted model, not a curated record. Lineage: Eukaryota; Fungi; Basidiomycota; Tremellomycetes; Trichosporonales; Trichosporonaceae. The coding region runs from base 1 to 831 and encodes 276 amino acids. The transcript has 2 exons.